UUUGCCCAGAGAGGGAGGGAGAUCCAGUGCUACGUCAAACGUUAGCACGGUCCGUUUUUAAAAUAUAAAGCUUCAUUUAUUAGUUUUUCGUCUUCUUAAGGAAAAUAUUAUCAGUUUUAUUCACUGGAAGUACUCACGUAAUAACAAGGUCAGUGAGGAUGCCUACUGUGAAGUAUCAGAAAGGGGACAUGGUAAUGGGCCGCUGGCCUGGAAGUAACCUGUAUUAUGAGGUCAAGGUGCUGGGCUUUGAUGCCAACGAGCAGCUUUACACCGUCAUCUACAAGGAUGGCACCGAGCUGGAGCUCAGGGAGCAAGACAUUAAGAGCAUUUUGGGUUUCCAGGUCCGGUCUCGCUCCCGCUCUCGCUCUCGCUCCAGAUCACCAGGUCGUCCUCGUCGCAGCCGGUCACGCUCCCCAGCAAGGACCACACGCCGCACAUCCUCUCGCACAUCGGCAGCUGUCGCUACUGUAGCUAUAACCGAGAGGAAGGAUACAAAGAAGGAUGAAGACAGACUCAGUUCCCUGCAAGAGACAAAGGCACCUGAGAACAAUAGCAACAAUAAGCAUGAAAAGACAGAGGAGAAUAACACUGCUAACAAAGUAAAUGAGAAGUCUGCAGCCAUGGUAGAGGCAGAGGCUGAGAAGAACCAAGGCCGUUACAAUCUGCGCCGCAGGAAGGACGACGGUGAGUCCAAACCAGUGGAAACCAAACUAGAGCCGCUGGAGAAGAAGGAUGCCAAGCUGGCUGCACCUCCCGCUGCCAUCCUCUCCACCCCACUGGACUUUGGAGGGAAGAUGGGAGCAUACUUCUGGCUGCUCUUCCUGCCAGCCUGGGUUCUCUUCAUAGUACUUCAAGUCAACCAGGAAGACCCCAGCCUGACCAAUGUCCCUCCCCCUCUGCCCCCCCUUGAAGCCUUCUUGGAUGCCCAGGCUCUUGGCUUUGUCCUCCUCUGGAUCCUUUUCCAGGUCCUGCUCUACAUUCUGCCUGUUGGAAAGCUGAGCGAGGGCAUGCCUCUGCGGUCUGGGAAGAGGCUCAAGUACAGAACCAAUGGUUUCUUUGCCAUCGUGGUGAGUUGUGUCGUGGUGGCAGCAGCGGUGCAUCUGGGUGUUGAUCUCACCUACAUCUACAGCAACUUUCUGCAGCUGGCCGUGGCCUCCUUCCUCAUCUCCAUCCUGCUCAGCAUCUACCUGUAUGUGCGCUCUCACUAUGCUGCCCCGGAGCAGCUGGCACUGGGGGGAAGCUCAGGCAAUAUGGUUUAUGACUUCUUCAAAGGACAUGAGCUCAACCCCCGCAUCAAAGACUUUGAUCUGAAAUUCUUCUGCGAGAUGCGCCCUGGUCUGAUUGGCUGGUGUCUGGUGAACUUUGCGAUGGCGCUGGCUGAGAUGAAGGUGCAGGGUCUGGAUGCUCCCUCUCCCUCCAUGAUCCUGGUGAACAUCUUCCAGCUCCUCUAUGUGGUGGACGGCCUUUGGAAUGAGGAAGCCAUCCUGACCACCAUGGACUUGAUGCACGAUGGGUUUGGCUUCAUGUUGGCUUUUGGUGAUCUGGUGUGGGUCCCCUUUACCUACACCCUGCAGGCCUACUACCUGGUCACCCGGCCCACCCCCCUGAGCCUCCCUGCCAUCGCAGCCAUCAUCACACUCAAACUCGUUGGCUUCUACAUCUUCAGAAAGUCCAACUCUGAGAAGAACGCCUUCAGGAGAAACCCAGCAGACCCCAACCUGUCUCAUCUGAAGACGAUCCCCACAGCUACAGGAAAGAGUCUUCUGGUGUCUGGCUGGUGGGGAGUGGUCCGUCACCCCAACUACUUGGGAGACCUUCUGAUGGCUCUGGCCUGGUCCCUACCCUGUGGCUUCAGCCACAUCCUGCCAUGGUACUACAUGAUCUACUUCAUCAUCCUGCUGGUGCACAGAGACUCCCGCGACAUGAGCGAGUGCAGAAGGAAGUACGGCUCGGCGUGGGACGAGUACUGCCGAACAGUUCGCUACCGCAUCAUUCCCCGCGUCUACUGAGGAACCCGGACACUCCUGAGCUGAGGUCUUUUUCAACCCAAUAUUAUGGCUGUGAAGGCUCACCAAAAAAACUUCAUAUGAAUGGAUUGAUUGACUGAUUUGACUUUUAUAAUCUUUUUAUGUUUUUUAAAUUUGAUUCUGGACUGAAGGAGCUACAGUACUUGAAUAUUAUGAACAUUGGUCUCAUUGGUAUUGUGGACUAUUAAAAGAAUUGCCUUUUUAAAUAGAAAAUACUCAAAUCUAGACUUACAAAGUUUUCAAAAUCUGUGAGAAAAAACACCGCCUCUGCUAGGAAUGUGUUGUUAGGAUGUAUAUUUUUGUAUAUACACAUUUGUUUUUAUACUCAAAAUCUCACCAUUUGCAUAAUUUUGGUAAGUUUCACUCUUUGAUCCCACAUUCAAAAUGCUACAAUAUCAGCUUGGCUAUAAUGAAUUAUUUUGUAAACAGCCUUCCUACUAUAAUGCUAUGCUUGUAUAUUGUGAAGAAGUAACGUGCACAGUGGAACUAGGACUCAUGUUCUCUCUCAGGAUCCAGAACUUUAUCACAAAGUUGAAUUAGAGACGUUUUGUCUUAAGUUUUGUUGUUUAUCUUUUUUUAUAUAGUUAUCUAGUUUUGAAUUGAGUGUAAAAUAAUAUUGGAGGGUUCAAGAAAAAUGCACUACUGAAUUAAGGAAUGUUUUUUUCUUACAUGAUCAAUCCCAAAGUGUAUUUGAUUUGGCUUUGCUACCUCAGGUUCACUCACUCUGCAGUUCUUCAGUGUGUGUAAUUAUGAGCGUCAUGUCAUUGCUUUAAAACAGGAAAAUCAGUUUCACUUAGGGCUGCACGAUUAUGGCCAAAAUGAUAAUCACGAUUAUUUAGAUCAAUAUUUUAAUCAUGAUUAUUAAUCUCGAUUAUUCAUCAUGUUAGGGAAAACAUCUGUAUUUAUUUUACUACUUUUAAACAAACAAUAGGAACAGUUUUUAGUGUGUGCACAGAGUGUCCGGUGCUUGAACACCUCCUGCAGCAGCAGCACAUACACACUGUACUGCUACAGAGCUAACUGUUAGCCUUUUGGCAAUUUGCAGACUGGACGCUAAGGGGUUAACAUCCCCUCCGGCUCUGCAGCUGGGAGAGACUGCUGCGGUAGGACUGUGCUGCUUCGACUCCUUCUUACUCUUACUUACUCUAAGCCUCCGGCCCCUGCAGCUCGUUAAGAAGAGUAAGAACGAGGCUCCAAAAGUCUCCAAUAACAGCAGAAAAAGUUGCUGGAUUUGUUGCCAGUCGCUUUUUUGGGGGGGGGAAAGUCGCUAUGGGGGACUAAAAAGCAGAUAAAUAUAGCAACAAAGUUGCUAAGUUGGCAACACUGUUUCGCCAGCUUUUACAAUUGUUGUGAUGUCCAGUACUACGUCACAUCCUGCUUAGCACUCGCUCGUUAUUUAUUUUGUCAGCUAUAUGAAACCUUAACUAUGCGUUCGCCCCCUGGUGGUUGGUGGACUACUGGUGUAGAAAGUGCUUGAUUAGAUAUGCAGAAGAGCUGCAUUUUAAAAUGGAAAUAUCACAGACGAUCAGGUUAAUGUAAUCGUGGCGGCCAAAAUCGUGAUCACGAUUAAAAUUUGAUUUAUCGUGCAGCCCUAGUUUCACUUGUUUUUCCUUCCAAUGAUAGUAUUAGUAUCCGUUAUAAACCAGUGGCACGUGUCCUGCCUAACCUGAACCCAAACCCUUGCAAACUGCUUCGACUUCCUGCAUUAUUCCAGCGCUGAAGAAACCAUCUUGUUCUGCCAGACUCUGGAGCACGUUCUCUAUUCUCCACCACUGUCACAUGAAUUUGAUUUGAACGUAUUUAAGCUUUAAUUUGCAGGUCAUAUGACAAUUUUAAUGAAGUUUAUACUGUGACAACAGAGCAUUGACUGUGUUAGCAUUUACAAACUGCAUUUGCAAACCCAAAAAGUAUUUUUAUGCCUUUGCAGCUGUCAAUGACAUACGUAGCAAUAUUUUAACUAGACUAGGUAGCAUUUGUUAUGCUGUGCUGACUGAAUAUGUAAAUAUUGUUUUUGUUUUUGGAAAUCAUGUUAUAUACAGUAAAAGAGGUUAAAGUAGUGAUAAUGGUAAUGUUUCUUAUUAGAUAUUUAAUAUUGCUUUUUACUUGUUUAAUUUUUUUUUUUUUAAGUUAACUUUGUAAUUUUGACCACUGUAGUAAUGUUUACACCUAGAUGGACAAUACUUCAAAAUGUCUUAAAACAAAAGUCCAAUGGUCUGAUCCUUACCUGAUCAGAGAAAAAUCAUGUUUGAUGCUCGAGCUGACCCCAGUCACAUUAUUAUGGUGAUAUAUAAUAUAAUGAAGGUGAACCAGUGUUCUUGGUUUGACGGUCUGAGUUAAAAGCAAUACAUUGGAUGUAGACAUGUGACAACAGGUCCAGCUGUGAAGAUGAAGCACAUCUGUGACAGUGGCUGGGAAAAAUGCUUAUCUAUACAAAUGUUGCAGCAUAAAAAUAAAGAUUUACAGUAUUUCCUU
Molecule: messenger RNA, 4499 nt
Organism: Centropristis striata (black sea bass)
Lineage: Eukaryota; Metazoa; Chordata; Actinopteri; Perciformes; Serranidae
Gene: lbr
Product: lamin B receptor
Exons: 14
Coding region: 159-2009 (616 amino acids)
Biological process (GO): sterol biosynthetic process
Cellular component (GO): nuclear inner membrane
Molecular function (GO): oxidoreductase activity, acting on the CH-CH group of donors, NAD or NADP as acceptor
Source: RefSeq, a predicted model, not a curated record